CCAUUAAUUCACGUUUCUUUACCCUAACAUUUUCACCGCUCCAACGCAGUCAUCGUUGUUUUCUCGAAUCUGGCCAUCCUCAUCUACCUCGCAGCGUCGGUGCCCUAUCUUCUGUUCCUUCUCUUUCCCGUGCUCGGCGCGCAGGCGGCGGCCCCAUCUUUCGCUUCCUCCCUUCCUCCACCACCACUCACCCCUUGAUCCGUUCCGCCUCCUAAAUCCGGCGAUGCCAAGCAACCCCACUCAUGUCGUUCUCAAAACCCUACCUGACUAAUCCAUCUAAUUACAAGGUUGUCGGCUUUGCGUUGGGAGCACCGGGUCAGGGGACGGGCAAAGGAUCAGAUCGACAGCCGCACGAGCAUUGAGCAAUAUGGCUGCUAUGUAGGAUGCAACUGGACAUCACCGUCCGCCCGUCUAGCUGUUGCUGCGGAAGUCCCGAUGCUUCAUGCCACCGUGAUGGUGGCUGGUUGAUCUCUGUCAGUUUCUACUACUACUUUAAUGAUGGGAUAUCAAAAGCAGCGAAGAGGCCUGGGCUUUCAAUAACUAGAGAAAGCCAGUGCUCAAUGGUGCCAUCCGGUUUAGCCGCACCAGGUUCAGACGGCUAUAAAAGACCCCCAGGCCACCAAGGAUUAGGUUUCAGCGGUGGUGGUGGUUCCCUCGGGCGGGUGAGAGGGACAGCGGUGUCCUCGGGCGUGCGAGCGACGACGCUCCCAAGGGCUAGCAGCGGUGGCGCGUUGAGGCGAGCGACCGGGGGCGACGCUCCUAUAGCUGGCGGGCAAGCAUCGACGGCGCUCCCGAACCGGACGAGCGGCGGCGGCGCACCCUAGGCCCGAUGGUGACGGCGGUCGCGCGAGGCGCGGUAGGCUUCGACAACAGCGACAAUGGAUCUUGAAGGAGUGCACGUGGCGGCAGAUUCCAGAGGCGCGUGUGUAGGAAACGGGUGACGCUUAAGAGGGGGGGUGAAUUAGGACUUCUAAAACUUUAUUCUUCUAGGCCACAAUUAAAUCCCUAGAGCAAAAACCUAUGCAAGUAAUCAAACUAGAAUGUGCAAACUAGGUUUUGUCU
This is a messenger RNA of Zea mays, 1062 nucleotides long. RefSeq lists its product as uncharacterized. The record is from RefSeq and is a predicted model, not a curated record. The transcript has 2 exons. NCBI's taxonomy places the organism in Eukaryota, Viridiplantae, Streptophyta, Magnoliopsida, Poales, Poaceae. The coding region runs from base 384 to 824 and encodes 146 amino acids.